Molecule: messenger RNA, 989 nt
Organism: Paramuricea clavata
Lineage: Eukaryota; Metazoa; Cnidaria; Anthozoa; Malacalcyonacea; Plexauridae
Source: the annotation of a GenBank genome assembly
AUGGCAAAGACAGUGCCAGGAAUAGUUCUUUAAGAGGGUCUGAAUGGGGUUAACUGACUACUGACAUUUGCCUGAAUUUUUGACUGACAACUGACAAAAUAUCCUAACUGACAACUGAGAAAUGAUGAGAAAAUGAUGAGUCAGCAUUUUGCAGUAACUGACUACUGACAGCUUGCAAAAUAUCGUACUGACAACUGACAACUGGCUUAAAUUUUAGCUGACAACUGACACCCAAAGACCCUCAUUAAGACCCUCCUUUAAGCACAUUUACUCAGGUCAAAAAUUGUUCCAAGGUGGUGGACAGCUGUUCAACAACUUUUUGUGACAAUUUUUGUUGUUGUUUGCGUCCAAGUCCAAUUUGUUGCAAGUUUUCACGAUUUGUGACAAAUUAUCCAUGAUCGAAAACAGCCAAAGUUGCUAUGUACUUGAGAAAAACCUUGUCGAAGAAAAUUUGUUUUGAAACUUUCGAAGAAAAGGCUUUUGUGAUGACAAAAAGAUGGUUCGUAACCAAAUAUUUAAAAUAUAAAAAUAUAUUUGUUUAACAGUCAGAUCUAGCCGAGCUGAUUGAAACUGCAAAACGGGCUUUGGCAAAAGGAGAAUUAGAGGUCGCUGUAAAUUACUCGAUUCAGGGCAUUCGCGCAGUUAUGUUGGACAACUCACACAAAAGAAGUCCAGAGCCGUAUCGUUACUUAGCUGAAGUCCUAGAGAGGAAAGCAGAAGGCAAGAAUUUGGAGUUGGCACAGAGACAACAUUUUCUGCUUCAAGCUGCAGCAUUGUAUAACUUUCUGCGCAACUUUUUAAAAACAGAGGACAUGGAAGGCGAACUGUCGAAAACGCUGUCGAAAAUCGUCUCUUGUAAGCUACUGGAUAUCCAAGACAACAUGGAUGAAAUGGUUGGAGGAAAUCCUCUUCACUGUAAAUUUGAUUCAGAGCGUAAACAAAAUGAGCUGAAAAUUUUAAGGAAUGAUGUAAAACAAUCGUUAGAGUAG